AUGUCUGGCUUGGGUUAUGAGGAGACAUUUGAACUGAAUGGAGAGCUAAUCAAAACCACAGUAACAUAUAGUAAUGACGCAAAGAUUGAUAACCAUAUCUCGUCUUUCCUUCGCCCUUCUAUUAAUCAUCAAACUAAAGUUAUCGGCUUUGAUGCCGAGUGGUUUCUGAGUCAUACUCGUGAAAAAGGAAAAUUUUCCCUGUCCCAAUGUGCAAGCAUACAGCUAUGUGAUGGACAUUCGUGUCUUAUUAUUCAGCUAAAUUUAUUUCAUAAUUGGUCUCGUGAUUUGUCUUUCAUCAAACCACUGCUUAACUUCCUUAGUAUGCCAGAUUAUACUUUUGUGGGAGUUGGCAUAAAAACAAAUUUGGCUAAGCUGGAGAAGUAUUAUGGGAUUGGAUGCAGAAAUUCUGUGGAACUUGGACCGUUAGCUGCUACUGUAAUGUUUGAUCCUCUUUUGAGUUAUUGCGGCGUUGAUGAACUUGCUUUUGCGGUUGAUAGUGUUGUAUAA
Molecule: messenger RNA, 507 nt
Organism: Trifolium pratense (red clover)
Lineage: Eukaryota; Viridiplantae; Streptophyta; Magnoliopsida; Fabales; Fabaceae
Exons: 1
Coding region: 1-507 (168 amino acids)
Cellular component (GO): nucleus; cytoplasm
Molecular function (GO): nucleic acid binding; 3'-5' exonuclease activity
Source: RefSeq, a predicted model, not a curated record